Vicugna pacos (alpaca) is the source of this 3889-nucleotide messenger RNA. The record is from RefSeq and is a predicted model, not a curated record. NCBI's taxonomy places the organism in Eukaryota, Metazoa, Chordata, Mammalia, Artiodactyla, Camelidae.
CAGCCGGAGCCGCGGGGGCGCCAGUGCCGCGAGUCGAGCGGGAGCAGAGGAGGCGAGGGAGGAGGGCCAGAGAGGCAGUUGAAAGAUGGCGGACGAAGCGGCGCUCGCCCUUCAGCCCGGCGGCUCCCCCUCGGCGGUGGCGGCCGAGAGGGAGUCCCCGUCGCCGCCCGCCGGGGAGCCGCUCUGCAAGAGGCCGCGGAGAGACGGCUCUGGCUUCGGUUUAGAUGCAGAUUACUUAAGCAGUCUUGAGUUACUUUUGGUUUCUUUUGCAGAUAACCUUCUGUUUGGUGAUGAAAUCAUCACCAAUGGCUUUCAUUCCUGUGAAAGUGAUGAGGAUGAUAGAGCCUCACAUGCAAGUUCCAGUGACUGGACUCCAAGACCACGGAUAGGUCCAUAUACUUUUGUUCAGCAACAUCUCAUGAUUGGCACAGAUCCUCGAACAAUUCUUAAAGAUUUACUACCAGAAACAAUUCCUCCACCUGAAUUAGAUGAUAUGACACUGUGGCAGAUUGUUAUUAAUAUCCUUUCAGAACCACCAAAAAAAAAAAGAAAAGACAUUAAUACAAUUGAAGAUGCUGUGAAAUUACUGCAAGAAUGCAAAAAAAUAAUAGUUCUAACUGGAGCUGGGGUUUCUGUUUCUUGUGGAAUACCUGACUUCAGGUCAAGAGAUGGUAUUUAUGCUCGCCUUGCAGUAGACUUUCCAGACCUUCCAGAUCCUCAAGCAAUGUUUGAUAUUGAAUAUUUCAGAAAGGAUCCAAGACCAUUCUUCAAGUUUGCAAAGGAAAUAUAUCCUGGACAGUUCCAGCCAUCUCUCUGUCACAAAUUCAUAGCCUUGUCAGAUAUGGAAGGAAAACUUCUUCGCAACUAUACUCAGAACAUUGAUACACUGGAACAGGUUGCAGGAAUCCAAAGGAUAAUUCAAUGUCAUGGUUCCUUUGCAACAGCAUCUUGCCUAAUUUGUAAAUAUAAAGUUGACUGUGAAGCUGUACGGGGAGAUAUUUUUAAUCAGGUGGUUCCUCGAUGUCCUAGGUGCCCAGAUGAUGAGCCACUUGCUAUCAUGAAACCAGAGAUUGUCUUUUUUGGUGAAAAUUUACCAGAACAGUUUCACAGAGCCAUGAAGUAUGACAAAGAUGAAGUUGAUCUUCUCAUUGUUAUUGGGUCUUCCCUGAAAGUAAGACCAGUAGCACUAAUUCCAAGUUCCAUACCCCAUGAAGUGCCUCAGAUACUAAUUAAUAGGGAACCUUUGCCUCACCUGCAUUUUGAUGUAGAGCUUCUUGGAGACUGUGAUGUCAUUAUUAAUGAAUUGUGUCAUAGGUUAGGUGGUGAAUAUGCCAAACUUUGCUGCAACCCUGUAAAGCUUUCAGAAAUUACUGAAAAACCUCCACGACCACAAAAAGAGUUGGCUCAUUUGUCAGAGUUGCCACCCACACCUCUCAAUAUUUCAGAAGACUCUAGUUCACCAGAAAGAACUCCACCACCAGAUUCUUCAGUGAUUGUCACUCUUUUAAACCAAGCAACAAAUAAUGUUGAUGACCCAGGUGUGUCUGAAUCGAAAGACGGUGUAGAAGAAAAAUUACAGGAAGUACAGACUUCUAGGAGCAUUGAAAGUGUUAAUGAACAGAUGGAGAAUCCGGAUUUGAAGAAUGUUGUCUCCAGUACUGGGGAGAAAAAUGAGAGAACUUCAGUUGCUGAAACAGUGAGAAAAUGCUGGCCAGCUAGACUUGUAAAGGAGCAGAUUAGUAAACGGCUUGAUGGUAAUCAAUAUCUGUUUUUACCACCAAACCGUUACAUUUUCCAUGGCGCUGAGGUAUAUUCAGACUCUGAAGAUGACGUCUUAUCCUCUAGUUCUUGUGGCAGUAACAGUGAUAGUGGAACAUGCCAGAGUCCAAGUUUAGAAGAACCCAUGGAGGAUGAAAGUGAGAUUGAAGAAUUUUACAAUGGUUUGGAAGAUAAUGCUGAUGGUAAUGAGAGAGCUGGAGAAACUGGAUUUGGAGCUGAUGGAGGUGAUGAAGAGGCAGUUAAUGAAGCUAUAUCCAAUGAAGCUACUAUAUCCAUGAAACAGGAAGCAGCAGGCAUUAACUAUCCAUCAAACAAAUCAUAAUGUAAUAAUUGUCCAGGUACAGGAAUUGUUCCACCAGCAUUAGGAACUUUAGCAUGUUAAAAUGAAUGUUUACUUGUGAACUCUAGAGCAAUGAAACCAGAAAGGUGUAAUAUUUAUAGACUGGUAAAACAGACUUUUUUUUUUCCCUGUGGGGUAAUUUUUAACUUCCUUAUUUCUGUGCUUAUACAAACACUAACUCUUUUUAUUUUUUAAUUUAAGAAAGGUACUAAGUAUCUUUAAAUAGCUGUUGGAUAAGAUUUUCUUUUAAAGGUUCAUUUGUAUGAUACAUCUGUAUGUAUAAUUUUGUUUUUGCCUAGUGAGUUUCAACAUUUUGAAGUUUUCAAAAAGCCAUUGGAAUGUUAAAUUAAUGUAAAGGGAACAGCUUAUCUAGACCAAAGAAUGGUAUUUUCACAUUUUUCUUUCUAACAUUGAAUGGUUUGAAAUCCUCAAAUCUCUGUUCUGCUAAACUUUUGAUUCUUUAUUAGCACAAUUAUCUAUUUUUAAACACUGGCAUUUUCCAAAACUUGUGGCAGCUAACUUUUUAAAAAUCUCAUGACAUGCAAUGUGAUUAGAAGGAAGUCAACAAUAUGUGGGAGAGCACUCGGUUGUCUUUGCUUUUUAAAGUGAGACUUGGUGCUAACAGUUUUAGGAAUAUUGUUCAAAUGAAGAUGGCUUUUGUACUUCCUGUGGACAUGUAGUAAUGUCUAUAUUGGCUCAUAAAACUAACCUAAAAAACAAAUAAAUGCUUUGGAAAUAUUUCAAUUGCUUUAGAGACAAUAGUGCCUGCCUGGGUCCCCUUAGUUUUGAGAAUAUUUGCCAUUGUUGUUUAAAUACCUGUCACUGUGGUAGAACUUUCAUUGAUUCUUUUCCACAAGUAUUAAACUGCCAAGAUGUGAAUUUGCAAAGCCUUUAUGAAUCAAUAAUAAUGAUACUUCAACUAAGGGGAGUGUAGUAUUUUGGACCGUUGCACCCCUCCCCCAUUAAUGAGAGCAACAGGUCCCUGAUUACAGUUCCAAAGUAGUAAGAUGUUAAUUAUAACUCAGCCAGUAAAGUAAGUACAUGUCUCCUGUUGGGAGGAUUUGGUAUAAUAAACACCAAACUACUAGCCUAGUAUUACGGAGAUGAACGUGAUGUAACUUACAAUAGCAGGAUAGUUAAUGAAACUAGUUCCUAUGACGUGUCUUUAUUUAAAAGCUUAGCCUGCCUUAAAACUAGAGACAGCUCUCUCAGUGCAGAAGCUUCUAGCCUUUCAAAAAAGUUCCUACUUUAUAUAAAAUUGCACAUUGAGCAUUUAUUUCCCAGACCUUUCCCCAACAGUACUUCCAGAUAAAGUAUUCCUAUGUUGCUUUAGUAUUUAUUACAACUUAAAAAAAGUUUGAAAUAUAGCUGUUCUUUUAAGUGUAUAAAAUACCCAGCUAGGACCAUUACUGCCAGAGAAAAGUUCUGAAUGGCCAUUUCCCUACCUAAAAGAUGUCUCAGUCUGAAUUUAUUUGGCUACACUAAAGAAUGCAGUAUAUUUAGUUUUCCAUUUGCAUGAUGUGUGUUUGUGCUAUAGAUGAUAUUUUAAAUUGAAAAUUUUGUUUUAAAUUAUUUUUACAGUGAAGACUGUUCUCAGCUCUUUUUAUAUUGUACAUAGUCUUUUAUGUAAUCUACUGGCAUAUGUUUUGUAGACUGUUCAAUGACUGGAUAUCUUCCUCCAACUUUUGAAAUACAAAACCAGUGUUUUAUACUUGUACACUGUUUUAAAGUCUAUUAAAAUUGUCAUUUGACUUUUUUCCUGUUAACUUA